Lates calcarifer (barramundi perch) is the source of this 3208-nucleotide messenger RNA. It is a transcript of the gene nlrc3l, whose product is annotated as NLR family, CARD domain containing 3-like. The record is from RefSeq and is a predicted model, not a curated record. The transcript has 12 exons. Bases 355 to 2688 code for a protein of 777 amino acids. Lineage: Eukaryota; Metazoa; Chordata; Actinopteri; Centropomidae.
AACAACCCGACUGCCGAAACCGAAAGUUAGAGCUGAACCUAGGCGGAACGAGGCGAACAAAUGGACGCCCGGUAACAUGAGCAUAUAACUGACAGUAUUUUUCUAAUUCAUAUUGAUUAUUUGCCAGGAAACAACAAUUUAUAACACGUCUAUCUCUCCUUAAGUCCACCGUGGUCUCUCAAGUAUUAAUGUUAGCAUAACAGUAACGGCGGAGCGCUACACCGGGUACGUCAAAGUAAUGUCGGUAGCACGGUGGUUCAUGUUUUUGGAUGAUAAGAAAUAGCGAAAAACAAGAUUCAGUUGACUAAAAUUCAUCCUGCUGUUGAGCUGUGCGAGUCUGUGACGACCGGAGACAUGGACCCAGACAAUGAAGUGGAAAGAAUCUUCAGACUUGGGAAUGAGGAGGAUGAGGAGGAGAAGAAGAAGUGGAAGAGGCCACCCUCCAGCUAUGGUUCAAUGAAGAGUGAAAGUGAUGAGAUGGAGAAUGAGGAGGAGCAGGGGGAGAGAGGACAUGAAGAGGUGGUUCCUGUAGUAUUACCUGAACCAAUUCCUCAUGAGGCAACAGGGCUACAGAUGAUUCGCUCCGACUCUCCAGAGACCCUCUGCACUAUGACCACACAGCAACCACCACCAGGAGCUGCAGUCAUUGACACCAGGUCUUCUGAUCUGGGGGAUUUUUCAGAGGAGGAAGAGGAGGAUCUAGAUGAAUAUUUGGUAACUAAUUCCCCAGAACCACCUGAGUUUGUGGAACCAGAAGACUCAAUGCAAACUGAUGAGAACAGCCAGCCAGGCAGACUACAUCCAGAGCAAGAUCUGCCCCAUAUAUUUAAGAGUAUCCAGAAUUGUCUGUCAGGCCUCAGCAGGGAAGAGCUGUUCAAAUUUAAGAUGUGGUUUUUACAAUGGGAACCAGGCAUAACCCGGCAACAAGUGAUGGAGGGAGACAUUCUUGAUUUUGUGGACAGGAUCCUGGAGAUCCUUGGCCUGGAUCGUUCCCUGAUGCACACAAUAAAUACUCUAGAAAGUGUCAACAAGAAACCAGAGGCAGACGAACUACGGGUGCAGUGCAAGAGAGCACUGAUCCGUUUUCACCUGCGGCAGUAUUUGAUCAGAAAGCACCAAGUCAUUCGUGAGGGGGUUGUUCGAGCCGGAAAGCAGCAUCUGCUAGACACUAUCUACGUUGAGCCUCAGAUUUCCACCUGUAGUUAUGGAGGAGUUGACCCUUCCCAUGAGUUCCGAGACCAACCUCCGUCACCUCUCCAGGUUCCCGGUGCAGAAACUUUCGUUGGUGUGAAUGAUUUGUUCCGACUGCAGACGGCUGAUGGCAGGCCAGUGAGGACGGUGGUGACCACUGGGAUUGCAGGAAUUGGCAUGUCGGUCUCUGUGGGCAAAUUCUCCCUGGAUUGGGCUGAAAUGCGCGCCAAUAAGGAUCUGCAGUUUGUCAUCAAACUUUCCUUCCGCACUUUGUGGAUUCUGCGAAACAAAAACCUUCCUCUUUCUCAGAAGAUGUCCAUGAUGGAAAUUCUAGAAUAUUAUCAUCCUGAGUGCAAAGACAUGAAAUACCUGGAGGAAGAGGACUGUAAAUUUCUCGUCACAAUGGACUCCUUUGAUUGUUACCAAGCUCCUCUGGACUGGGAGAAUGCUCCAGUAAUAAAUGACAAUUACACCCAAGCACACCCUGACGUCCUGAUCGUAAAUAUGAUCCGGGGCACUGUGCUUCGUGGUGCCCGCAUCUGGAUCCUGGGGAGACGGGCGGCUGUCUCACAAAUCCCAUCUCAGUUCAUAGACGCUGUCACAGAAAUACAGGGCUUCAGUGAUGAGAUGAAAGAUGACUAUCUGACCAGACGCUUUAGCGAUGCGACACUAGCAGCAAAAAUUGUGUCACAUCAUAAGCGCCUGCCGACACUCAGAAUGCUCGCACGGCAGCCCUUCGUCUGCUGGAUGGUGGCCACAGUGUUCGAGCGAUGCUACAGUUAUCGGGGCUAUGGGGAGCACCCCCCCAGACUGACACCGUUCUACGUCAACAUUUUGAUUGUCCAGACCAAUCGCAGGCUGCAGUUCUACUAUGGAAAGAAUGAAAAUGAGCUGAAGUGGUCCAAUGACGACAAGAACCUGCUGACAAAGAUGGCGAAGAUGGCCUUUAAGAUGCUGGAGAGAAAUAUCAGCGUGUUCUUCGAAGAGGACAUGAAGGACUACGGUCUGAAGUUGACAGAGGUGGUGGUGCUGUCCGGCCUGUGCACCGAGCUCCCCACUGCAGCCUCAGAUGGGAGGAGGGCAUUCUGCUUUAUACACUUCACCUUUCAGGAGUUCAUGGCUGCUCUGUAUGUCUUCACGAUGUUCCGCACAGAGUCUAAGAACGUUCUUGACUCUGGGGUGUUGCACAUGCCCAAGAUCUUCACAUCCAAGUAUCAGACCAAAUCAGCAGCAGGCCUUGUCCAGUGUGCCUUAGCGCGAACCUUAAGCUCCCAGCUGGGCUACUACGACAUGUUCCUGCGCUUUCUGUGUGGCAUGCUUUCCCCAGACUGCCAUGACAAUCAAUUGAGUGGAUACCUGUACCAUCGCAACGCUCCGAAGGUGGGCGGACUGGAUGAGGUGCAGCGACUGCUGGAGCAGACGAUACGGACUGCUCCGGGAGACAGGGUGGAAAACUUAAAGGAGUGCCUUAGAGAGAUGACCCAGGAAGAUGAGUGAGUUGGGAUAAGAUUGCAUCAUGAAAAUCAGUGUCACUUUAUAUGGAUAUGAUGGAUAAAGGAGAAGCACUGCCAGCUCUGCAAUGCAGUAGUUCUCUUCAAGUUUCUAUCUCACAGAAAUCAUGUGUGAUGAAAGUGUGACGAAAACACUCAACAGAACUCGCAGCCACUUGUUCAUGUCUGUCAUUUUGGCUUUAAUAACAUUAAGUUUCAUACAUUAGAUCAUGUUUGUUUUGAUUCUGUGUCAUUGAUGUCCCUGCUGCACCAGAAGAAAUAAAACGUUCGGCUAUGCAUUCCUGUACAGUGGAGUUUAUGCAAAACUAGAUUAUGUUUGCCAUGUCUUAAAAUGAGCUCUAAUGAAAAUACAUUCUCGCAAUAAUUUUUAUUUUGACAUGUGGCCUUUCUCCUCAACUAAAUACACUGAAGUGACAAAAAAGAGAAAAAGAAAUUAGCCACUUUUAGUUUACAGGUUUGUGAAAUGUAAACUUAACAGCAAGAAUAAAAAGAUGUGAUAAGAUUUA